Actinia tenebrosa (Australian red waratah sea anemone) is the source of this 2178-nucleotide messenger RNA. RefSeq lists its product as uncharacterized. Lineage: Eukaryota; Metazoa; Cnidaria; Anthozoa; Actiniaria; Actiniidae. The record is from RefSeq and is a predicted model, not a curated record.
GGCACGUAGGGACUUUGGUGACAUCCAAAAAGGACAUGUAGUUCUUUCUUGUCUUGGCCUCUAUCACUGUGAUCUGCAUCUCCAUCAGAACUAUCGUCACUCUCAUCACUGAGUGUACUGUCAGGGACACCCAAAUCACCAUCAAUAACACAGGCACCACUGUUAUAACCAUCAUCACCAAGAUUAGUACAAUUAUCAUCAGCAGCAUGAUGAUCAUCAUGAUUACUACAAUCAUCAUCAGCAUCAUCAGCAACAUCAGCAUCAUGAUUACUACAAUCAUCAUCAGGAACAUGGCCUUGCAAAUGGCACUCACGGCUGUCCAUGGCAUCAAUACGAUUUGAAACAUCCCCCUCCUCUUCUUCUUGCUUGUUGUCGUCAUCAUCAAUUGCAAUUUUUUCUUCAUCAUAGCCAUGGCUUUCACAGCACUUUAUGGCAUCACUAUGAUGAACGAUACCUUCCUCCUCUUCUUCUUCUUGCUUGAUAUCAUCAUCAGCAACUGCAAUUUCAUCUUCACUGCCGUCAUGGCUCUCACAGCACUCUAUGGCAUCACUAUGAUAAACCAUUUCUUCUUCUUCUUCUUCUUGCUUGAUAGCAUCAUCAGCAACUGCAAUUUCAUCUUCACUUUCGCCAUGGCUUUCACAGCACUCUAUGGCAUCACUAUGAUGAACCAUACCUUUCUCCUCUUCCUCUUCUUGCUUAUCACAAUCAUAAUCAUCAUCAGCAACUGCAAUUUCACCUUCACUGUCGUCAUGGCUCUCACAGCACUCUAUGGCAUCACCAUGAUGAACCAUACCUUUCUCCUCUUCUUCUUCUUGCUUAUCACAAUCAUAAUCAUCAUCAGCAACUGCAAUUUCAUCUUUACUGUCGCCAUGGCUCUCAUGAUAAACCACAUCUUCUUCUUCUUCUUCUUGCUUAUCACAAUCAUAAUCAUCAUCAGCAACUGCAAUUUCAUCUUCACUGUCGCCAUGGCUCUCACAGCACUCUAUGGCAUCACUAUGAUAAACCAUGUCUUCUUCUUCUUGCUUGCUAUCAUCAUCAGCGACUGCAAUUUCAUCUUCACUAUCGUCUUGGCUCUCACAACACUCUUUGACAUCUUCCAUCUCUUCUUCUUCUUCUUUCGUUUCGUUCUUGUCAGCAUCAUGGACAGCCACAACAUUCUUUUCAUCCUUGUCAACAAGUGAUCUACAUUCACAAGGUGGCAGUGGAAGAAGCAUUUGCCUGAUGUUCUUGAUAAUCGAAGUAGACGAUGCAGUUCUGUUGCAGAAAUCAUCGUAAUAUUCCUUGUAGAAAUAAUCAAGGAAUUUUGCCGCCAGUGGCUGAAUAAGGCUCGGAUGUCCGGGGUUGAUCCAACAUUGGGUUGUGAGUUCACCCUCGUGAUUUCUCUCUAUUGAAAUGGCUGCCAUAUGAACAACUACGCCUUUAAAACUUCGAUGAUCUUUUAAAGAGCCUUUUUCCCCGACGCAAAACAAAAGUGCACUGAUCCGUCUUUCGUCGGGAAAGUUUCUUACAACCUUAAAGUACUUCGUUGGUUUACAAGGCCAUGAAGACUCAUCAUCAUCAUCGCUUGAGUUAGUGACUUCUUCGUCAGAAGUACUGUAUUCUUCAUCAUUGCUUGUCCACUCGUCAUCAUCAUCAUCAUCGUCAUCAUCAUCGUCGUCGUCGUCGUCAUCACUAUCCUCCUCGUCCUCAUCGACAGAGGAACCCCCUGCACUGUCUGGUAGGGGGAGUGCUAAUGCCUUGCACUGCACCGAUGAUGAUGCUCUACAAUAUCUUCUUCUCCUGAGCAUCUCGCGAUAAGCGAGUAUUAUGUCCAACACACUAAACAUUGAAUCAAAAUUGAAUUCAUGAUUAUUUAAGAUCGUAAUUAUAUGUUGUAAGGAGAGUAGAGAGAUUUAACUUUAGCUUUAGUCUUGAAUGAUUGGCUUAAUUCGCGUAUGAACUGGGGCUCUUAGUAUUUAGCGACACAAAUUGUAUUGCGGGAACAAUGCAGUUAUUAUUACUGGACAGAAUUAUCCAAAGGAAAAAAGUACUAGUUUGAUUGGUUUGCCCAAUGCCUGCAGAACAUGGCUGCUGCUUAUAACCCAAUAACAAGUCAGUUGUUUUGAUCUUACCGUAUUAUUAUCAAAAACACCAAGAUCACCAAUAUUAUCCAAUAGAUUAUUCUCACGAUCAGGAAUU